AUGACUGGAUACCUAUAAGGGAGUCCAAGCCGUACUGUUGUCCACAUACUCGUGAUUCCCAUCUUCGAAUUACAUUCCAACGCUCUAUACCAUGAACACGAUAGGCAGGUUAUGGGGAUACUCCGCGCAGCGCCAAACCAUAACUAUCCUCGCUGCUGCUGCUCUGUCCGGUCUAGACAUAGAUGUCCCUCACUUUGAGUUUGGAGUGACCAACAGGACUCCCGAAUUUCUGGAAAAGUUCCCGUUGGGAAAAAUUCCGGCAUUUGAGGACAAUACUGGUUUCGCUCUCGUCGAGGGAAUAGCUAUUGCGCGCCAUGUGUGUUCUCUCGCGCCGGAGUCCGGACUGCUUGGAAGAGAUGCUAGAGAACGGGCGCUGAUAGAUCAAUGGAUCCAAUUUUCCGAGUACGAGAUCUCGGCGUUCAACAUGGAAAUUCGAGCACUCCAUACCGGACGGCUUGGGCCACACAGCAGAGAAAUGUUUGAAGGCUUGUUUAACAGACAGGUACGCUUCCUUAGGUACCUAGAGACAUACCUCGCAUCGCGAUCCUCUGGCUUCUUGGUCGGAAACGAGGUAACCCUCGCCGACAUCGCGCUCGCGGCAUCAACCCAGCAGACUGGAAGGGUGACCUGUGGAGCCACCGAGAGAGCACUGUAUCCCAAUAUCUUCGCACAUUAUGACAAAGUAGUGUCUAUUCCAAGAGUGAAGGAAAUCUUUGGGGAGCCCGAAUUCGUGCAGGAAGUGUUGGCGUAUCAGGGGAGUCAAUAGACCAGGCCAAAUGUAUCGAAGCAGUCUAGACGUGUCGAGUGCACCUCACGUAAUGCAACGAAACGGAUACUAAUAGAUACUAGAAUAUCACCUCGUCAAGCUUUGGAGUAUGCGGUGACUGUCGACGAUACUGGUCAUGUCUUUUUUCGACAACCACAAAUUAUAUAGAUGCCCCGAUUCAACACGGGGUUUGUACCAUAGCCGCGCGUGUAUAGGACUCGAGAGUUCCCUACCUAUGACGUGUUUACAAACAUUGAGCAAGGUACCGUUGUCCAAGAU
Messenger RNA from Pisolithus orientalis, 1045 nucleotides. RefSeq names its product glutathione S-transferase C-terminal-like protein. The record is from RefSeq and is a predicted model, not a curated record. Bases 92 to 766 code for a protein of 224 amino acids. Lineage: Eukaryota; Fungi; Basidiomycota; Agaricomycetes; Boletales; Pisolithaceae. Gene Ontology annotation, cellular component: cytoplasm; nucleus. Gene Ontology annotation, biological process: translational elongation. The transcript is spliced from 4 exons.